GGGGGGUGGCCAUGGCGCUGGCGGCGCGCGUUUCCGCCGUCCGGCUCGGCGGCGCAGAGCCCCGCGGGCGGCGCGGAAGCGUUCGGGGCAGCCAUGUCGCCUUUGUCUGCGGCGCGGGCGGCCCUGCGCCUCUACGUGACGGGCGCCGCGGUGGUCCUGGCGCAGCUGCUGCGUCGCUGCCGCGGGGGCCUCCCCGAGCCAGCAGGUACCCACCCAUGAGUGAAGGUUGAGCAGGCAGGCCCCCAGCGGCAAGGCGAUGGAGAACAAAGGCCCGGAAGGCUCUGCUGCAGACCUAAAGCUCGUGGCCCACCCCCGCGCCAAAAGCAAGGUGUGGAAGUACUUCGGCUUUGACACGAACGCAGAGGGAUGCAUCCUGCAGUGGAAGAAAAUCUACUGCCGCAUUUGCAUGGCGCAGAUCGCCUAUUCCGGAAACACGUCCAACCUCUCCUACCACCUGGAGAAGAAUCACCCCAACGAGUUCUGCGAGUUCGUCAAGAGCAACACGGAGCAGAUGCGCGAGGCGUUCGCCACCGCCUUCUCCAAGCUCAAGCCCGAGUCGUCCCAGCAGGCGGCGGCCGCGGCGCAGGGCACGCUCGCCUCGAAACCCGGCCACAGCUAUGAGAGCAAGAAGCAGCAGGAGCUGACUGCCGCGGUCAUCAGCCUCAUCUGCGAGGGUCUCUACCCAGCCUCCAUCGUGGACGAGCCCACCUUCCGGACGCUGCUGAAGACGGCAGAUCCCAGGUACGAGCUGCCCAGCCGGAAGUUCUUCUGCAGCAAGGCCAUCCCAGAGAAAUACAGCGCAGUCAGGGAGGCAGUGCUCAAGGAGCUGGCCGAUGUCCCCUGGUGCGGCAUCUCCGCUGACAUGUGGAGGAGUGACAACCAGAACCGGACGUACGUCACGCUGGCCAUCCACUUCCUCAGCAGUGGCUCCCCCAACUGCCUCUCCGUCGGCUCCAGGUGCCUGAAGACCUUCGAGGUGCCGGAGGAGAACACGGCGGAGACCAUCACCCGGGUCCUGUAUGAGGCCUUCAUCGAGUGGGGCAUCAGCUCCAAGGUCUUUGGGGCCACCACCGACUACGGCAAGGAUGUGGUCAAGGCCUGCUCGCUGCUGGACAUCCCCGUCCACAUGCCGUGCCUUGGGCGGACGUUCAACGCGGGCAUUGGGCAGGCCUUCCAGCUGCCCAAGCUGGGCGCGCUGCUAGCCAGGUGCCGCCGGCUGGUGGAGUACUUCCAGCAGUCCGCGGUGGCCAUGUUCAUGCUGUACGAGAAGCAGAAGCAGCAGAGUGCCGGGCACUGCAUGCUGGUGAGCGACCGCGUGUCCUGGUGGGGCAGCUCCCUGGCCAUGCUGCAGCGCCUCAAGGAGCAGCAGUUCGUCAUCUCCGCCGUGCUGGUGGAGGAUAGUAACAACCACCACCUCAUGCUGGAGGCCGGCGAGUGGGCCACCGUGGAAGGGCUGGUGGAGCUGCUACAGCCCUUCAAGCAGGUGGCUGAGAUGCUGUCGGCCUCCAAGUACCCCACCAUCAGCAUGGUCAAGCCCCUGCUGCACAUGCUGCUGAACACCACGCUCAACGUCAAGGAGACGGACCCCAAGGAGAUCAGCAUGGCCAAGGAGGUAAUCGCCAAGGAGCUCUCCAAGACCUACCAGGAGAUGCCCGAGAUCGACAUGUUCCUGAACGUCGUCACCUUCCUGGACCCGCGCUACAAGAAGCUGCCAUUCCUCUCCGCCUUUGAGAGGCAGCAGGUGGAGAACCAGGUGGUGGAAGAGGCCAAGAGCUUGCUGGACAAGAUCAAGGACGGGGGCUUCCAGGCUCCCGAGGAGAAGAUGUACCCCCUGCCCGAGGAGCCCCCGGCCAAGAAGCUCGCCCUGGCGCCCACGCUGCCGCCCACCAGCGUCAUCAACAACAUGCUGGCCGAGAUUUUCUGCCAGUCGGGGAACGUGGAGGAUCAGGAGGAGUGGCACGCGCAGGUGGUGGAGGAGCUCAGCAACUUCAAGUCGCAGAAGGUGCUGGGGCUCAACGAGGAUCCUCUCAAGUGGUGGUCCGACCGUCUCGCCCUGUUCCCGGUGCUGCCCAAGGUGUUGCAGAAAUACUGGUGCGUGGCGGCCACCCGGGUCUUCCCCGAGCGGCUCUUCGGCUCCUCGGCCAACGUGGUCAGUGCCAAGAGGAACCGGCUGGCUCCCGCGCACGUCGACGAGCAGGUCUUCCUCUACGAGAACCUGCGGAGCGGGGCGGAGGCGGAGCCCGAGGACGAGGACGAGGGGGAGUGGGGUCUGGACCAGGAGCAGGUGUUCCCGCUGGGGGACACAGUCAGCGUGCACAGCGGCUUCUUUGGGAUCAGGGACGGUGGGUUUGUGUAGCAGCACGCGGGAGGAAGGGUGUCUGGCCUUGCAGGUUUGCAGAGAAUCAUCCAUUGGAUGCUUGGCUGUAAAUACUUACCCUAGAUGCUGUCCCUUUGGCUUCUUGUUUCACAUCCGUCUUCCAUCUCGGAAAGAAACGGGAGAAAGAGGAAAAAGUAAAGAGAAAGGGCUCUGGGAGUUUUGGGGGAAUCUGUCUGCCACAUCCUCUCCUCUUAUCCUUGACAGAAAGAGAAAUAGGAGGCUGCCGAGGAAUCUCAAAUACUAAAAAGUUGCCAGUAGGAGCAGCGUUUGCAGGCUGUGUUGCCUCCCAGAUACUUGCACAUCCCACACAAUAAAUGCUUUCCAUGGCAGGGACUGGAAUACGUUAGAGAAAAAUAAAAACUUGAGGGCAGACGCGAAGCAGCCCUCUCCGAGCACCGGCAACUGAGCUUUAGUGAUUCAGAGAGAAAUGCGUACGUGUUUACAUUUUGGUUUAAGGGAGAGCUUUGCUGGGGAAAGUCGGGACACAUUCUUUUGCAAAAAAAAAAAAGCCCUUGAAAAUUUAGAGACAAGUUUUAAACGUGGUGAAAAAAUGUUUAAAAA
Choloepus didactylus (southern two-toed sloth) is the source of this 2938-nucleotide messenger RNA. RefSeq names its product zinc finger BED-type containing 1 (gene ZBED1). Lineage: Eukaryota; Metazoa; Chordata; Mammalia; Pilosa; Megalonychidae. The transcript is spliced from 2 exons. The record is from RefSeq and is a predicted model, not a curated record. Gene Ontology annotation, biological process: regulation of transcription by RNA polymerase II. Gene Ontology annotation, molecular function: protein dimerization activity; DNA binding. Gene Ontology annotation, cellular component: nucleus. The coding region runs from base 257 to 2356 and encodes 699 amino acids.